Molecule: messenger RNA, 1092 nt
Organism: Saccoglossus kowalevskii
Lineage: Eukaryota; Metazoa; Hemichordata; Enteropneusta; Harrimaniidae
Product: TWiK family of potassium channels protein 18-like
Biological process (GO): stabilization of membrane potential; potassium ion transmembrane transport
Cellular component (GO): plasma membrane
Molecular function (GO): potassium ion leak channel activity; outward rectifier potassium channel activity
Source: RefSeq, a predicted model, not a curated record
AUGGCGGAUACUAAAGAAACACGUCUACGGAGUUUCUGGCUCCGCUACGGUCUUCUUUUAAGGAACUUCGGAUUCGUGGGAGUUCUUGCACUGUAUUUAAUAUUCGGAGGCGUUAUGUUUCUAUACAUUGAAGGCAGUCGUGACGAACAACGAGAGAAUGAUAUUUGCCACAUGAUGACAAAACUUGUCAUGAAGACCGAAGUCAACAUCAGCAACAUGUUGACCUCUGACAUUGUCAAUGUAACAGAGAAUGUACAGAACGUCAAUUUCACUGAGAUGCUUACCGAUACAUUCUCCAAUCUGGGGACGGAGCUGUGUGAAUUGCACGAUGCUGAGCAUCCCAACACGAUGUUGCCAUGGAGAAUGUCAUCCGCUGUUUUCUUUUGUUUUACAGUUGUCACAACAAUCGGAUAUGGUAAUAUCGUCCCAGUUACGCGUGUGGGUCGUGUAUUGACCAUCGUAUAUGCUAUAGCCGGCAUACCACUUCUGUUAUUAGUUCUUUCGGUCAUUGGACAGAAUCUAGCAAAGCGUUUCAAAAUGUUCUGUGUCAAGUUGAUGUGCCAAAAAGUGAAGGUUGGUGCACGCCUAGAAAGUCCAGUGAGUACGAUCAGCACACCGUCCAAUACACUCGUCACUGUCCGUAGAAAUAACGAUACCACUAAAGACACUUUCUACGCGGCAUUCGGAGGAGCCUUAUGUCGUCAUGAAGCCACACAAACAGACGAGUUGACGGACUGCGACAAGAAAGAAAACAGUGCAGGCAAUACUAGCACUAGUCCUGAAUGCGUCAUGUUAAUCACCCUUUGUGUUAUAAUUUACAUCACCCUUGGAGCAUUAAUUCAAGUCUACAUCGAGGAAUGGUCAUUCCUAGACGGGUUUUAUUUCAUUUUUGUGUCAUUAUCAACUAUUGGCUUUGGAGAUGUGAUGCCUGAAGUUACUAACGACAAAAGCCGUCAGGCUAUUGGGCCAUUUUUAUGUGUUUACAUACUUUUUGGAAUGUCGCUGUUGUCAACAAUGUUUACGUUAGUACAAGAUCGGGUGUUGGAAAUAUUUUACAGAAUCAAAAAUAAAUUAUGUGACACAGAUGAUUAA